CCCGCGGCGCUACGCCCAGGCUCGGGACCUCAAGGUCUCUUAACCGUUCUAACAGCUGGGAGCAGAGCAGCUGCUGGCCUCGGCUCGGGAUCCGCUUCCCUUGGUCCCCAGGACGGACGUUGCCCCGUCCCCAGGAAGGCGCCCUCCCACGAGCUCCUGCGGAGCACCUCCUCCGCCUUCCUCUUUUAAGCUCACUCCUUUGCCCCUUCCUCCUCUAGGUUCCAUUGCACCCCGACCACCUGUUCGUGGUUUCACUCCUUUGGCUUUGUGUCCUCACCGGCUUCUCAGCCUGUGGGCGAAGCCGUCAGGGGACAGGGGCUUUGCAGCCUUGAAUGAAAACUCGUUCCUCCCCUUCAUCUGAUCGCUGCCUCCACUCGAGCUUCCUCUCCGCGACAGAGGUUCUCUGGGCGCUGCCCAAUGAAACGCCGUCAGCAGAGCUGGCCCUCUUCCCUUCCUUUGCCUCCCAUACCCCUUAGGCCAGGUCAAGUCCAGAAGCAGAGAGCCUGGAACUGGCAUCUGGAGCCUGAACUGUGGGCAAGGUCACUUCGACAGCAGCUGAACGCCCAGCUCCUCUUGGGCCUGAAAGACAAGGGUUUGUCUCUUGAUGCAGUAUCAUCGGAUACCCUGGACUCUUGGAACUCAGUGUGUAGCGUGGACAGCACAGCAAAGCCCCGGACCUUCCAGACAAGACAGAGUCAAUUCCGUAUGACAGCGACUGACUCGGAGCAGUCUACAGUGCUGCAGCUACUGCUAGCUGAGCUCCAAACUCUGUUCUCAGCUGUGCUGCAGGACUGCAGCCCAGCAGCUUGGCGCUACCUGCAUGCAGUACUGGGUCUCCUGCCUCCGUAUCGUGAGUUGCUAGUUGGUCACCUUGAUUUGCUACCCUUCCUGGAGCAGCUAUACUGCUGGACACCCUGGGUCCAGUCCCAACUCCAGCUCGACCUACUAGGUGCCAUAGACCAGGCUUUUCCCCCAGACAACUCUUUGUUAUGCGGCACCUCCCAUGUUGAUUGCCAUCCCCGAAGGAAGAGGUUCCAUCAAGGGCCCUCGUGCCCAGCCUGCCCUUUUGUGCAGGCCCGGUGGGGUGGGCAGCCAGUAAAAGAGGAACUGGCCACAUGGCUGCGACCAUUGACACUGCCUGAGCUACAGCACUGCCUGGGCAUUAUCGGUGCUGAGAUGGCCCUGGAAGAGGCCCAAUGGUUGGACGGUCUUAGUCUUCUGCCCUUGGCACUAGCUACAGACAUCCCUGUGCAGUAUAAAAGCAGCGACACUAACAACAUAGAAGAGGAGCCUGUCGAAAGCAAAGAAACUAAGUCUUGGUUUGACUAUGAAGUUCCUGGGGAGAAGCCCUUCCGAAAAAGAAGUACUAGCUCCUCAUCUGAGGCUUCGUUCUCAGGCAGCCAGACAUUGACCGUUUUGAAUACAGAGAAAUACCUGAAGAAGAUUCACUUCCUCUACCUCAAUGUGGCUCCCAGUCGGUACUUUCGGCCCUAUGACCUAGUGGUGGUGCCACCAAAAAGGGUGAAUCCUGAGCACUACAUCUUCUCUCCCUUUGGGGUCCUGCAUAUACAUCCCGAGGAGGGCAGUGAGGCUAUGACACUGGGUGACUGGCACCACCAGUCUGUUCUCUGGCAACAGCUCCAGUUCAUUCCGUUCUUUAAGUAUUGCCUUGUACGCAAGGCCUUGACCUGUUGGAAGAAGAGUGUGAGGUGGCAGGGCCUGUGUCGGCUCCGGACUUUCCUAGGGAAUCACCUGCUCUUGGCUGUGCCCCACUUUGGAGCUGGGCUUCUCCAUAUUAACAGGCUUCUGCAGGAGCUACACUCUGUGCCCUGGCUACCCCAGGAGCCAGAUCAGUGCUAUGAGCUACUGGAUCUGAAGAAGGCUCUAGUCAAGGAGAACAGGAAGGCUCUACAGUUACUCCAUCGCUGUUUGAACCUCUGUACUUCUAUUCUUCAACUGGUUCACAAGGACACAUACCAUAUGCAGCAGGGCCUGCAGGAGCGAGUGCAAAACUGCAACAAGAUCCGGGCAGGCCAAGGUUCCAUAUACCUUCUGAAGGCACAGCGCCGGCAGCUGGAGCAGAAGCUGAAGCAGGCAGAGGCCUGGUCGCUGCAGUUGGGAAAGUUUGCCCGCCUGGUCAACUACAUGAUUUGUCAGAACCUUGUUACAGUCUUGGAAGAUGAAGUAACCUCUUUUGUGGCCAACAUCCUUCAAGCUCAAAGGCAAAAACCCUUUCUCUCAUCCCAGCUGGUCUGUGAUGAUCGUUGCCAGCUGUCUACCGUACCCAGUAUUGAAAAUAUGAUCCAGAUUCUAUCUGAGGGCCUACAUUCCAUUAAGUCUUCUGCCCUGAAGCUAAUGCAGUCUACUGACCUGAAGACCUCGAGGGAUUCCCUGUAUCUUGAAGGUGCUCCACUAGCAGAAGAUGAAGAGGACAACUCGAACUCAGAAUUCCUGAUGCCCAAGUUUCAAGGCCAGCCUAGCGAUGCUGUUCGCAUCUUCUGUGGCCCAAAUGUAGGACUGGUGUGGCCCUGGAAGUCUCACCCAAUUACUGAUAUCUUAGAGGUGCGUGGGUACCGGCUUCGGGGCCAGUACUUGCCACCCGAUUAUAGUCAGCUUCAGGAGGACUUGGACAACAACUUUCGAAUCCAGCAGGCUCUGACUAUACAACAGGCGCUUCUGGAGGGCAUGAUGCAGGAGGUGCAGGAAUUCUGCAGGGAGCAUCACUGGAUAACAGGCAUUUAUGAUUUCCUGCAAACCUGGGGCCCUCAGAAGCUGGAGGACAUGAGAGGCUGUCCCAUCCAGAGCUACAUAACGGUGGUGAGCCAGCUGAAUGCUUGGCAGGCCCUCAUCUCCAGCAUGCCUGUGGAGCUGCUGACCAAAGGCAAGCUGUUGCUGCUGAGCUGCCGUGAUAUACAGGCAGCGAUGGAGUCCAAGCUGGACAGCGUGAGGAAGGAUAUUCUCACACAGGUGCAGAAUGAAUGCUGGAGCCGCAGCCAGCAACUGAUGACAGAGCUCACAGGUUUCAUACAGGUCUUCCAGACCAUCAGUACCGACGUUCAUGCCAUUGCACAGUGCUCCCAGAAGUUGAACGAAGCCAGUGAACAGUACAUGCAGCUGGAGGAGCGAGUGGAGUACAUCCGGUCACUCCACGAAUUCAUUCGCAACUACUUUAACCUCUUUCGUGCUGAGAAUGACGCACUGUAUAUUUCGCUUCUGGACAUGUGGGAGGCAUUUCAGUUUGAGAAAACCCAGGCCUCAGAGUUCCUGCUCAGCAAACGAUAUGCCAUCGUGCCCAAGCUGCAACAGCUGAUGGCAACAGCCUUGGCCGAGCUGGAAGGCCUGCUCAAGACGGCCCUGUCUGGUCCCUUCAUGGAUCCUACACAAGAGCAGAGGAGCACCGAGUGCAAGCUCCUCUCCCUGGAGCAUCAGUUCAAGAACACAGCCGGCCACCUCAGCGAACUGCACCACACCUAUGUCACCUUUACCGGAGAUGAGAGUCCUGUGCCCUUGCCAGUCUGCGGGACCCAUCCCAUCGUGCUGCAGCAACACAUCUGGCACCUGUAUCGAGUCAUCUCUGAAACUUUCAGCGAGUGGAAGUGCAUAGCUUUUGUCAAGUUCAGUCUGUCUAUGGCCAAGGAGAAGACAGAUGGCUGGCUGACAGACGUGGCUCGGCUGAGCACAGCUCUGGGGGUCCACAGCCCAGUGCUGCAGCACUGCAUGCACGUGCUGCAAGAGUUUCGAAGCUACCUGCCCUUACUCACCAAGCUGGGCAGCUUCCAGAGGCAAAACCUUAAUUAUCAGUCCCUCCUAAGAGCCUUAGGGCUAGGCAAUCUCCAAAGUAUGGAAUUCUUGACACUGGGUCAGCUGCUCUCUUGUCCAUUGCUGGAGUUUGCAGAUCGAAUCAACCAGGUCUGGCAGUGUGACAAUGAACGAAUUCGUGCCCAAGAACGCCUACAACAACUGCAGCAGGAAUGGGAAGUACGCCAGCUGCGCCUGGUCACCUUUAUCCUGCAUGUUCCUUACGAGUCCUCGCCCUCCGAGCACUCCAAGAGGCAGUCAGCCUGCAGCCCCCUGUGGGAAGUAGUGGGGAAGGAUAGUGGCACCUUCAUUCUCUCAGACUAUAGCAACUUACAAGAUUCCAUCCAGAAAAGUCUCCAGGCAUUGUUCAAGGUCCUAGCCAUCCAAAAGUCAGGAGACUUACACAAAACAGCUUUGGAGUGGGUGACCACCAUGCAAGGCCUGGGUGCCCUGCUGGAGGUGUGGAUGGCUUUCCAGCAGAAAUGGAUUUUUCUGAAUAAAGUUCUGCAUGAGAUGAAGAUCCAGUUUCCUAGUGCUGAGCUGUACUCUCGUUUCAAGGCUAUGGAUGAUCAGUAUCGGAUGCUAAUGCACAUCUCUGUAGCUGACCCCAUGGUUCUGUCACUUAUAGUGCCCAAUGCCAAGAGAAGACCUCACUUUCAAGGUCAGCAGCUACAACAGCUGCUGCAAGCAGGAUCGGUGGAGCUGGAGGGCAUUAUCAUGGCUCUGGAGACUGUGCUGUACGGGGUGUGUGCCCGCUUCCCCCGCCUCUUCUUCCUCAGUGACAGUGAGCUGGUGGCCCUGCUGGCUGCCCCUCUAGAGCCUUGUGAGGCCCAGCUAUGGGCACGACGCUGCUUUUCUCCUGUGCAUUCUAUAAGCUUCCAGCCAAGCCCAACUAAUGAGAAAAACGUGGAUGACCGAGAGUCAAACCCAAGCAGACAGACUCAGGUGGAGGCACUUGCUGUGCUAGGGGAAUAUGGGGAGGAGGUGAAGCUGCAGGGGCCCCUUCUUUUGCAUCCAGAUCUCCCUAAGUGGUUGGCCUCUCUGGAGAACCAUCUGCGCUUGACACUCGUGUACAUGCUGCAGGACUGUGUGGCAGCUCGUCUUGCAGUGAGACCUUCCGUAGGUGAGACCUUUAAGAAGUUGCCUCAGCAAAGCCAGUUGCCCCUACAACUAAAUGUCCAGCACUGGCUAGAUUUAGUCCAAGCCUUCCCUUGGCAAUGUGUAAUGGUGGCAGAGGAGGUAGUGUGGCGGGUUGAGAUGGAGGAGGCUCUGCUUGAGACGGGGACCCUGGCCAUGACCCCCAGGCAUAUACACAAGCUCGAGGUACUGGUACAAUUUAUCCGAGCCCAGAGGAGCUCCCAAGGAGGGCAGCCCCUACUCUCUGUCCGCCAGGCCAGCCUUCUCAGUGCUCUGCUGGUUAUGGCAGUGACUCACCGGGAUAUAGCACAGCUGCUGGAGAAGCACCAGGUCAGUGAUCUGACAGACUUCCACUGGGCUCGCCAACUUAAGUAUCACCUGGGUUCACCUCACUUGAUCCCCCCAACCCCACUGCAGAGCCUUAAGACUGCUGUACCCACUGAACCUUCCCAGCCACCAGCUGCCUGCUGGAUAGAUGUGCUGGGUAGGUCCUUCCUAUAUAAUUAUGAGUACUUGGGUCCCAGACUGGGGCCUCUACCCAGCCUGCUGCUUGAGCGUCCAGUGCUAAUUCUGUUAUUGGCCCUGGAGGAGGUAGCCUGUGGGACCCUUGUAGGCCCUGAUGGUGUGGGUAAGACAAAUAUGGUGAACAGUCUGGCACGGGCUCUGGGGCACCAACUGGUGAUGAUGCCAUGCUUGCCUCAGAUAGAGGCCCGAUGCCUGAGCAACUACUUGCUUGGUGCCCUGCAGGGUGGUGCCUGGUUGUUGUUGGUAGGAGUUCACCACCUACCUCCUGGCUUACUCUCUGCCCUAGGCCAGCGCUUGGCUGAACUGCAGUAUCUCUAUGCCCCACUGUACCAGGAGGCAUCCCAAAGCAUCAGUACCAUAGACCCCACCAAACCCCAGAUCCUUGGCAGUGGCUUAUUUGAGAAACAUCAUGUGUCUGUACGUCUUGGCUAUGGCUGUCUCCUGACACUGCAUGCCCUGAGCCCUGCUGUGCCUGCCAACCUGCAUCUGCUACUGCGGCCUGUGGCAUUGGCACUGCCUGACCUACAGCAAGUGGCAGAGCUGACUCUUCUUGGUGCAGGGGUACGCGAUGCCUCUAGCAUGGCUACUCGCCUGUCUAAAUUCUUCUCCCUAGAGCGUGAGCUGGUAUCUGGCCCCCUACCCUGCCGCUUGCCACUGCUCAAGCAGAUACUGGAAGAGACAAUACAGACACUAAGUGUGACCAAAGAAGAACUCAAGUCCCAUGAUUCUAGCAGUCUAGCUGCCACUGAGGAGGCGGCCUUACUACGCGCUCUGCUGCACUCACCGCUGUUCAACAGCCUUGAUGGGCUCCGCCUGCACAACCUCCGAGAGCUGCUCUGUGGAAUUUUUCCUAGUGCUAGCCAAGUGCUGGCGGAGCCUAUAACCCGUAGGCUGAUGAAAUCCCUGAUGGUAGAGGAACUGCGACAGGGAGAUCUGUACCCAAGUCCCAACCUUAUAGGGUCCGUGGAGCAGCUCAGUGAGGCCCUCAGCCGGGCCUCAGGCAUUCUGCUCCUGGGUCCUGCAGGGAGUGGUAAAACUACUUGUUGGAACAGCUUAUUUAAGAUCCAGAAUCGGUUGGCAGCCAUGGAGGAAACCUUAACCCAGAGAUACCAGGCUGUGGAAAUUACUCACAUGUACCCCAGUGUGCUUAGCUCCCAGGAAUUCCUGGGAUGGCUAGAGGGCCCCUACUGGCACUGGGGUAUCUUUCCUAGGCUACUUCAUGCAGCCCCUCAUUGUAGCAGCACGGGCCCAAAGGAGCAGACUGAGGAACCGACGGGGAUCCAGCAUUGGGUAGUAUGUGAUGGGGCAGCUAGUGCUGCUUGGCUGGACUCCAUCACUUGCCUUCUGAGUGACCCGCCUCAAAUUAGCCUCCCCAAUGGACAACAGAUAGCACGACCCCCAGAUACUUUUUUUUUGAUGGAGGUGGCAGAUGCAACAGGUAUAUCUCCUACAUUGGUGGGCUGUUGUGCCCUAGUCUGGUGUGGUGGGGAACAGACUUGGCAGAGUAUGUUUAGCAUCCUGAUGGCAGCCCUGCCUCGUGAGUACAACCUGCAGCCCCAGACAGUUGCUGAGCUCAACCACCUGGCGGAUGGUCUGGUGCCCGCAACGUUUCGAUUCCUCACUCGCAAGGGUGCUAGUUCUCUGCUGCAGGUACACGGGCAUCAGACCGUUUGCCCAGGAGUGGCCGAAGUCACCAGCCUGGCCCGCAUCUUGCGUGGUCUGCUUGACCCCCAUCUGAGCCUAGAUGAGGAGGAGAAGGCACGUGAUACAGAGGACUUCAGCUUCACGUCUUCAAAAACCAGCUGUCUGAACGGGUCCAAAGUUGACAGCCAUGGUGUGCCAGUUAAGGACAGGGAGCAUUUGCUUGCUAUCAGCAGCUUUCUAUUUGCCCUGAUUUGGGGCUUUGGAGCCUACCUUCCCUCCAGCUUUUGGCCCUUUUUUGAUACCUUCAUAAGGAGAUCUAUCAGUGGCCUCUCCAACUAUCCUGAGCUACCACCCACAGCUUUGGUAUUUGAUCUAUAUGUGAACCCUGAAGAUGGGACGCUGGUCCCCUUCACUGGACAAUAUCUGAGCAGCCGCAUCAAGGGAACUCUGGGUCCCUUCUACCCUUCUAUUCAGACCGAACGGCUGUUGUAUGUGGUAGACCUGCUUUUGUUGAGGAGACAGCCAGUGCUGCUGGCUGGAGAAGAAGCAACAGGGAAGUCAGCCUUUGUGGAGGUGCUAGUGGAGCCCAAUCAUCCUUACAUAUACAGCCCUGUGCACCCUGCCUUCAGUCCUACCCACCUUCGCCUCCUGCUGAGCAGAGGAGUCCAGGACCAAGCACAAGCCAGUGCAUGGUCUGCACGUCAUCAGGAGUCUAAAGGCUCCCUCCUCUUCCUGCUGGAGGACCUGCACUUGGCUUCUUCUGAUGCAGAGAAGAGCUGCCAGCCACUGCUGGAGACUUUGCGACAGGCUAUGGAUGGCACUGUGUACGCCCACAGCACGUUGGAACUGCAGACGCUGCUGCCUAUGGUCAACUUCCUUGCCACUACCACAGUGCCAGGAAGUUGUGAGCUCCCACUGUGCCCACGCCUCUCUCGACUCUUCACAGUGCUGGCCCUGGGCAGCAUGACGCAGGCCACCCUGCUGAGCAGGCACACACCGAACAUCCAGUCCUGGCUUGAGCGGUUUCCCACCGUGGAGCAGGAGGGCAGUCUGGGUAAAGCCCUGGUGCAGGCCUCGCUGGACGCCUGGGAGGCUGUGAGCCGCUGUUUCAUGCCUUCACCUCUCCACCCACACUACCGUUUUUCCCUGCACUCUGUGAGCAACCUUCUGGAAAGCCUGCAGCUGCUGCCUUCCAGAGUGGGCUCACAAGUUUUUGAAGACUGUUUCUAUGACAAGGAGCACUUGCACCGGGUGUCAGGCUUGCGUGGCACUUGCCUGACUAUUAUGAUGACCAUGCGCUGCAUGGUGCGCCUUUGGUUGCAUGAGGCUCAGAGAACUUUUUGUGAUCGGCUGGACAGCCCCAGGGAACGCACCUACUGUGCUAAGCUGCUCCUAGCAAUAGCUCAGAGGGUCUUCUGCCACAGCCCAGGGCCCCAGCAGUUGGGCAAGGACCACAAGGAACAGGGGGGAGAGGAGGAGGAAGAAGAGAAGGAGGAAGAGGAAGAGGAGGAGGGAGUCCCUGAAGUAGAAUCUGAGGGAGAGUUGGCCCAGUGGGAAGACUUAAGCAGAAGCAAUAGUGAAACAGAGGAGGAAGAGGACUCUUAUGGUCUUCAAGCCACUGCCAGCUCCUACUCCAGUGAUCCAAGUCUGGCACCAUCCGUAAAGAGAGUAAGCAGGGAGACCAUGGGAAGCAUAAGUCACAGGAUAGAACAGGGAGAAGGCAAAAGGGCUUCCAGCUGUAAGCUCCAGUCCAAGGAAAUCAAACCUUGGUGGCAGAAGGCAGCCCAGAUGGACAUGGUCUCACCCCUGUUGCUACCAGUAUUGCUACUUCGUCCCAAGGAAAAACCCUCAGACUUGGUCUUCUGUCAAGAGCUGAUACUUGGGUCCAAUUCUGAGGGUCCCAACUUGUAUCUAGAACGACAAUGGGAAAGCUUGGAAGAGCAGCUGGCCGCUUCAGCUGCUCAGCUGAGACUGAGCCCACACCUUGUCCGGUGCCGCUCCAUGGCCCAGCAUGUGGCCCGCCUGGUCCGGGUGCUGGCCAGGCCCCGGCAGCAUGGCCUACUGCUCUCAGGGGCUCCAGGUACUGGGCGCCGAAUUGCCAUCACUCUGGCCACUGGCAUUUGUCAGGCCCGCCUCUUCCGUCUGCCAACUGGGCCAGAGGAGGCCAUUCUCCAGUGUCUGCGAGAUGCCAGCUGGCAUGCUGGGAUGUUCAGCCAGCCGGUGGCCCUGCUGGUGCCCAAGGAUGUGGAUCUAACUACUCUUCGUCAGCUGGUGGCCCUGGCAACCUUGGGCAGUUUCCCUGACCAGUACACAGAGGCAGAUUUGGACAGCAUCGAAGAACAUCUCCCCAGGGAGAACUUUGGUAUCAAAUAUAACUUUAAGAAGGAAAUGGUGCUGCAGAGAUUCUACCAGCAAGUAUGUAGCCACCUGCACAUGUUUUUCCUGAUGGGAGAUGACCUGGCCCAAAAGAAGCUGCCCUCCACCAUUUUCCUGAGGCUCCUUCAACUGGCCUCUGCCAGCAUCGACCACUAUGAACCCUGGGACCAAGCUUCCUUGGUGAGAGUGGCCCAGUACCACCUGGAAGGUGCUCAAAGCCUACCCCUUGAUGAUGGAUCCUUGAAGUGCCCAGACCUCCGGGUCUCAAUUCCCAGUGUGGCUAAAGUCAUGGCUCUCAUCCACCUUUCUGCUGCCUACUACUAUGAGCACCUGUGCCCUGUAUUGCCACUUGUCACCCCCAAGACCUUCUUAGAUUUUCUGGAUACCUUCCUGCUGUUGCAGCAAAAGAUGGUCCUGCAGAUGAAGAAUAAAGCAAAGAGGGUCCAAAGUGCACUGGAGAAUCUGAAAACUCUGGUUGAGCAGCACAGUAUCCACACCAACCUGGUCAUCAACUUGGACUGCAGGCCUGCUCUCUGUUCCCAGAACCUCAACCUGUGUAAGCAGCAGCUAGAGCAGAGCAAGCUCCUGUACGAGAGGCAGUUGGCAGAGUGUCGACAUCAGAAGAACCUCACUGAGAAUCUGGCCAGGCAGCGGGAUGCCCUGCAGGAUCAGCACAAGGCUUUUCUUGAACAGAUGGGAAAGGCCUUUCUGGGUCCUCUGAGCCAGCUGCAGGUGGCUGACUUUGAAGAGAUACGGAGCUAUCGAGCACCGCCAGAAUCCGUAGUGCGGGUGACUGAUGCACUGUGUGACCUGUUCCACCAUGAAACCGGCUGGUCCAGUGCCAAGCAGCUGCUGUGCACUGAAGACUUUUAUCAGGAGCUGGUGUUCUUCCCCAAGGAGAAGAUGACAGACUCAGAGCUGAUAAGGUUAAACCAAGCUCUGAAGGCUCCAGGUAUGAGCGACCCGGCCCUGCGCGCAGUCAGCGUGCCUGCAGCAAGCCUAGCGGCCUGGCUCUGGGCCGUUCUGCGCUACGGGCUGGCACAGCGCCGGGGACUGCCAACCAGCCUGCUGCUGCAGCAGGUGGAGGCAACCCUGGCUCGGGAGCAGGCCCGCCUAGGCCACUACCAGCUGCAGGUCCAGGAGAAGCUGGAGGACAUUCUGACCCUGACCAAGAAGGUGCAGGAUGCCCAGGCUUCCCACAGCCAUAUGGUGGGGUCCCUCACUCUGGCACAGUGUGGUCAUUAUAAAAAAUGGCCCGUGAAGCCCGCGCUAAUCACACCCAUGCACACUUGGACUACACAGCUCCAGAACAUGAAGGGGCACUGCGUGACUGUGUUUGGAGAUGCUCUCAUGUGCUCAGCUGCCAUUGUCUACCUGGGCCCUUUCCCACCACCACGGCGCGAGGAGCUGCUGAACAAGUGGCUGGCCCUGUGCAGGGGCUUUCAGGAGGCCCUGGGCCCUGACGACAUGGCGCAGGCACUGAAGCCAAAGCAGAAGUUUGUCAUCGCGCCACCAAAGAACCCCCUGCUGCCCACACGCUUUCCCUUCAGCGUUCUGUCUUUGCUGAGCUGUAGCUCUGAACAGAACCAGUGGGACCGAGACCUGAAGCCCCAGGGCAAGUCAGCCCGCCUGGCAGGCCUGCUCCUGCGAAGCUGCACCCACUACCGUAGUUGCCGUUGGCCUCUGCUGCUUGACCCCAGCAACCAGGCCCUCAUAUGGCUGAGCCCACUGCCGCUGGAAGAAAACAGGUGCUUGGUGUCCACUACCACUGAGGGCAGAGGGAAGGGCCUCAUGAGAAAUCCAAACGGAGAGAAUAGACAGGAGCCCAAGGAAGGAGAAGAAGAUGAUCGUGAAGACAGAAAUAAGGCUACAGACCAGACAGAAGAGCAGAGCGCAGAGGAAUGGGAAAAUGAGGAGGAAGAAGCACAAGGGAAGAAAGAGAAAGAACAGAAAGAGGAGACAGAGAAUGAGACAGAGAACCAGGGGUCAAAACUAGCCCCUGAGACUCAGUCUCCGCCUCUUCUCUGCCUUAGUGUGCUCUCGGGCACUGACUCGGAGUUGGGUCCUCGGCUCCGGGAGGCAGCUGCCAGUGGCCGGCCUGUGCUCCUGACAAACAUGGAGCUGGGCCUCGGGUGCAGAGAACUGCAGUGGCUGCUGCAGCGGGAGCAACUGAGUCCACCCCACGUGCAGCCUGGCUUCUGUCUCUAUCUGAGUACUACCCUCCCCCUUCAUGCCCUGGAAAAAGUGCUAGGUUGUGAACUGCUGAAGGGGCUGAAUAUCCUGGAUCUGGGCCUAAACAUGGAAAUACUAGAAAACCAGAUGCUACAUGAAGUCAUGCACAGAGAGUGUCCUGAGCUUGAGAUCCGUUGGGAGGACCUAAAGAUCAGAGCCCUGGAUGCCUGUGAAGCCCUGGAUGCUGCUGAGGAACAGUUGCUGCUGCUGCUGCUGUUCCAGAAUCCAGAGAAUCAGAAACCAGCCAAAUUUCUACGGGACAUUGUGCGAGUCCAGGCAAAGAUCUGUCAGCUGCAGGCCCAUUGUGAGGAACUAAAAGAACAGAAGCUACAGGAGGUGGUAUUGUGGCUACCCUACCAGCAGGUGGUUUGGCAUGGAAUGGCCAUAGUAAAGGCCCUAAGCCCACUACAGAACUUGCUGCCCUUUUUCCACAUGAGUGCAGAAAAUUGGCUGGCAGCAACCAGGCAGGCUCUGGACAGCAUGAAGCCACAUGAUGUUCAACACAGGGAGGACCUGGCUAGCCAUUUGCUGCAGCUGAAAACACACCUGACCCGCCAGCUGCUGCGCAGCACCUUGGCUGCCCUAGGACUAACCCAGGUAUCCUUGGUGGGUGCCUUGGGUGCUUUGGCUCUGCUGCAAGUGACAGAGAAAGUACCAAAGCUGGAGAGGCUGGCGCUAUGGCCUGGACUGGCAGCCUCUCCCAGCACAGGCCACCAAAAGCCAGACCCAGAUGUGGUUAGGCCAAACUGGAUUACGCCAAGAACCUGGCAGGAAUGUGGGAUGUUAGAACUCCUGCCUCCAUUUGUUGGGCUGUGUGCAUCCCUGGUAAACCAUUCUGAUGUGUGGCAGGAUUACCUGUCACUGUCAUCCACAGUGCUGGGUCCUGCACCUGGGCCCAGCUCUGAGCCCCUCAGCCUCCUCCAGAAAUUGAUCCUGUGGCGUGUGCUGCGACCGGAGUGCCUAGCAGGUGCCCUAGCAGACCUCACCACCAGCCUCCUGGGCCGGCCUCUGGAUGAGAACCUGGGUAUCCCCACCUUGCCCUUUGAACAUAGUCAGGCUACUCAGCCCAUACUGAUCUUGUUGCCACCGCCUGGCCACCCCACAGCCACCCUACAUCCUCUGACUGUCAUCCAGAAACUGGCUGCCGAGCAUAAGCAGGGGCAAAAGCAUCUGCAGGUGAUGGCCCUGGGCUCGGAAGCCUGGAACCCAGUCUCAGAUGUGGUCAGCACUCUACGCCAGGCUAUGUCUGAGGGGCACUGGUUGGUGCUGGAUAACUGUCAUCUGAUGUCCCACUGGCCAAGAGAGCUACUGCAGCCCUUGCUGGGGCUGUUGGAUGGAGCCCAGGUGGUCUCGGAUCUGGAAAUGGAACUGCUUUCAGCUCAGCCUGAAAGCAGGAAUGUGGCCACUGUCCAUAGAGAUUUCCGUCUUUGGCUUAUUGCAUCUGCAGAGGCCAGUGCUUUGCCAGCUGUGCUGAGUCAGCAUUCCAUGCCUGUUUUCUGGAACCAGUCUCUGGAGCUGGGUCACAUCUUGAUCCACAGUCUGGAGCUGGCCCAGCAAGGAGUCCACAAGCAACCGCCUUCGCAGGUACUGCCUCUGUUGCUCCUGCAUGGUCUCCUGCUGCACCGGCAGCUCUAUGGAAUGAGGCUGCAGGCACACCGGGGGCACUGGAGUCAUUUGACCCUGACCCAAGCCCUUAGGACCCAAGAGCAGCUGUGGGCCAGUCUUAGCAAUCCCAGCACUGCCAUGCAAGAGCUGGCUGCUUCAGUUUUCUAUGGGGGAUCUCUGGGGGAUACCAAGGACAGAGAGGCCCUGACUAGCCUCACCCAAGCCUGCUUGUGCUCUGGGAACCUGAGCUGGGUCCAACCACACACACCUCAGUAUCUGCUGGCCACCCUGAUGCCCAGCCCAGAGCUGGAGAAGCUGGAUGCUAUAGCGGAGUGCAAGGCCCAGAUGCACCUACUGCCCACACCGUCUGAGCCCCAGAUCCGUGGACUGAGUGAGGGCCCCCAGGCCUGGCUGUUGGAACGCCAGAGUCGUGCUCUCCUGAGCGCCUUCCAGCGGAGUUCAUCCACGUGGGUUCCUGCAGCUCGCAGGGGUGCUAGGUGCUUGGAAAGGCGGCUGAGGCAGCGCCUAGUGCAAGUCAAGGAGAAGCUGGAGUCAUUGCAGGUCGUGCUCAACUGCCACACUCGCCGAGACCAGUCUAGCGCGGCGCGGGGCCGCAGUACCGCGCUGCCUGUGGAGGACUUCCUAGAGACUGAAGCGUUGGAACUGAGUCAGCUGUUGGCUGCACUGCAGCGCGACCUUGACUGCCAGCUGCGGCAGUUGAAGGGCGAACCUCCGUGCCCCUCCCGCCGCUGUGCCGCGGUCGCUCAUGCUCUCUGGACUGGACGCCGGCCGGCGCCUUGGCGACCCCAUGCGCCCUCUGGUCCACCCUGGCAAUGGCUUCAACAGCUGUGCUGCCGUGGGCAGCUGUUGGUUGGUUACCUGGGUGCGAAAGCAGGGACUGAAGUAUCAGAGCGCGUCUUCCACCUGUCAGCUUUUCGCCGCCCGCGCCGCCUGCUGCUAGCACUGCGCUGGGAGGCUGCCCUGGAGCAAUGCGUGUCCAGCUCGAUUUUUCCUGGCAGCCAAGGCUCCAGCUCCUGUCAUCUCCCGCAUAAACGCCGGGAACUGAGCAGCAGCCCUCUGCACCUCCGGGUGGAGAACGGCCCAAAUCCCAAGGUUCCAGAGAUGGGGCUGCUCCUGACGGGGCUGCAGCUCCUGCAUGCCCAGUGGGACCCGGCGUCGGGGGCCUUGCAGGACAGCGCUUCCAGCCAGCCCAGCCCUCUGCCUCCUGUCAGUGUCAGCGCAUGCUCCCGCUGCCCCAGUGCCUCGCGGAGCAAGGCCGGCCUGGCUGUGUACUCCUGUCCCGUGUACGUGGCAGGGCCCCUCGGCACCACUAAACUGCACAGCAGGAACAUCCUGAUGCAUAUUCCUCUACCCACGAAACUUAGCCUCGCCACCUGUAUCCAACGCAGGGUCCAUGUGUGCAGCCCGCCCUUGCACUGCUCUCUACCAAAAUAAAAUUGUUGUGAUCCCAUGAAUGAUUUAUGGGAUUUGGAAAGAGAAUAGGGUAUGCACGGCAGGCAAAAUAUCACACACACACACACACACACACACACACACACACACGGAAAAAUACAGUGUGCACAAAUGAGGAAAGGUGUAUUCACGUGAAGGGGCAAGUGCCUGGCAACUAGGGAUAGGAGAGGGUAUACUUCAGAAGGGGGCUGGUGUAGUCAUCUAAGGGAUUAGGCAGAUCUGGCAGUGGCUAACACACCGAAUCCUGAAUCUUUUCCCAGUUCUUUACUGUGGUCUCAGAACACGUACUCAAUCCUCAAGGGAUAUCUUUGAAGGGAGAACAUUAAAACUCAAAAUGCUUUCUUAUGACAUGUAGUGGUAUUACUGGGAAUUUUCCAGUCCUGCCCUAACACUCACACCCAUCGUCUCCUAUGAUGGAUUCUCUAAAUGAGUCAUAUACACAAAAAGCAAACGCUAAGAGAGAAAAGGUCAUGGUGGUGCAGGCCUGUAAUCCCAGCACUCAGGAGGCUGAGGCCAGCCUACAU
Messenger RNA from Fukomys damarensis (Damara mole-rat), 15314 nucleotides. RefSeq names its product dynein heavy chain domain 1 (gene Dnhd1). NCBI's taxonomy places the organism in Eukaryota, Metazoa, Chordata, Mammalia, Rodentia, Bathyergidae. Gene Ontology annotation, molecular function: ATP binding; dynein intermediate chain binding; dynein light intermediate chain binding. The record is from RefSeq and is a predicted model, not a curated record. Bases 418 to 14772 code for a protein of 4784 amino acids. The transcript has 44 exons. Gene Ontology annotation, biological process: microtubule-based movement. Gene Ontology annotation, cellular component: dynein complex.